AUGAAACCCAAGCGAACAAUUCAGCAUCGUGACGCCUCCCUGCAAAACAUGCGUUUGCUUUGGAAUUCUGUAGCCAAGUUUGCCGCCACAAGCACGCAUCCCUACGAGCCACACGUGUCUGAAGGUCGUGCUGUUGAGGGACCAAUCAGCGGGCGACAACAGGGCAGACCUGAGCCUGCCGACGCUUAUUCGCAGAAAAAAUCGGCACGGCACUGUUGGGACGGAACUGUAACACAAGCCUAUCGUGAAGCCGUGGGAAUAGGGACACAUGCUCCCUGCUAUGACAUGGGAAUCAAACCCCUCGCCGCGGCAAAACAGGUGGCCUCAAGCAGCAUUUCAUAA
This is a messenger RNA of Dibothriocephalus latus, 342 nucleotides long. Lineage: Eukaryota; Metazoa; Platyhelminthes; Cestoda; Diphyllobothriidea; Diphyllobothriidae. The record is from the annotation of a GenBank genome assembly.